UUUGGCACUGCUCGCAGCUCUUUGAAGAUUAGUAGUGACUGCCUGUGCGCAGCGUGCCAACAUGGGCAUCAAGCGAUGCAUGAAUGCUGGCAAUCUGCCUUCCUGGUCGCUCUGCUGAUCAUCGUUUCUGCAGGACGACCAACUUGGACGUUCUGGACCAACCCCUUUCGGAGACGAGCUGUGCCGAGCAUGGAAGACCUGGACAGCUUCUAUCAAUCUCUUGAAGGCAGUGUGCUUCCACGCCUGACAGAGAACCCUGGUCCUCUGCCCUGCUCUGGGCAUUUCACGGAAAUCUUGGAGAAGGCCCUCGAUCGCUGGGAGGCUGGCGACCCGGCGCUGAAGCCGCACAUCCUUCACUCCACCGAGGAGUUCGUCACCAUUUACGACGGCUACCCGAAGGCUGCUGUCCAUCUGCUUGUGCUACCUCGGCUGCGGGUCGCUGGGCUGGCACAGGUAAAGGAGGUGCAUCUACCCAUGAUCAGGCGACUAGCAGUCUAUGUGGCUUGGAUCAUGGAGAUCUUAGACAAGUCCGGCGCUGGCUGGAUGCAUGGAAUCCACGCAGUGCCGUCGCUGCGGCAACUGCACGUCCACCUGCUGACGUUGGACAUGAAUACACCAGCCAUGAAGAAUGCCAAGCAUUUCAACUCCUUUCGACCACCUUUUCUAGUCUCUUUGGACGAAGUGUUAGCCACCCUGCAGGAAAAAGGUGGCUUUCCGGAAAGGUAUUUGGAAAGUCUUCACGAGGAGAUGAAGAAGCGAUCUCUUUGUUGUCAUCGUUGCGGCAUGAACUUUGGACGCCGCUUUGCCGAGUUGAAGAGGCACCUCGCUGCAUGCAAGAGCGAGGCUUCACCGCCAUGGCCGCCUCCCAGGUUGUGGCGGGCGGACUCUGCUGCCAAGGGCACCAAGCGCGAUAGGGAAGGCGAUGUGAUCGACCUCUCGGAUAGCUGA
Messenger RNA from Symbiodinium necroappetens, 948 nucleotides. The record is from the annotation of a GenBank genome assembly. Lineage: Eukaryota; Dinophyceae; Suessiales; Symbiodiniaceae.